Messenger RNA from Yamadazyma jaroonii, 738 nucleotides. NCBI's taxonomy places the organism in Eukaryota, Fungi, Ascomycota, Pichiomycetes, Serinales, Debaryomycetaceae. The record is from the annotation of a GenBank genome assembly.
AUGUUAGUCAAAGUCUGUGGGAUCAAAAGUCUUGAAAUAGCUCAAGUAGCUAUAGAAAAUGAUGUGGAUUUGAUAGGUAUGAUCAUGUUGAGAGGAGUUAAAAGGAGUAUCGACUUGAACGAAGCCAAAAGAAUCGUGGACGAAGUGAAAAAGAAUAGAAAAGUCUCCAUCAAUGAUGUUCUAGAGAUCGUGAAGAAAGAACAAUUCUCUACUGCAAAUGAUAUGCUAGAGAGAAUACAAAGCUUGAUAAUUGAUCAUGGUCCCUUUACCGUUGGAGUGUUCAGAAAUCAAAAUAUCGAAGAGAUCUUGGAUAUCAGUUCCACCACCGGAAUAGAUAUCAUUCAACUUCAUGGUAAAGAAGAUAAGUUAGCCUAUAUAAAUGAACUUUCUAAACAUGGGAAAGUGGUCAUACCAAGAUACGUUAUUCCUGAUGAUAUAGAGUUGAUAAAUACCACCUUACAAGGAAUAUUUAAUGGGAAGUACCAAGGUAAUGGAUUCUUAUUACCAUUACUCGAUGGAGAAAUGGGAGGUACUGGGAACAAAUUAGACUGGUCUAUUGUACGAGAAUUACCUGGAAGAUUUAUUCUCGCUGGAGGGCUUGAUUCCGAUAAUGUCAGAAGUUUAGGAUUCCCCAAUCUUCUUGGAUUCGAUGUAAGUGGAGGUGUUGAAACAGAUGGAGUUAAAGAUGAAAAUAAAGUUAAAGCAUUUAUUCAAGCUGGGAAAGGUGUUAGUAAAUAG